AUGCCCACUCAAGUCCGUAUAUUUGCUAUGCCAAAGUCUCUUGGUGAGACUUUAGCUAGCAGUAAACCAUCCUCGAUACCACGUUCUUUGCCAGAUCUACCCAACGGCAAAUAUACAGAAUCUUUAUCUCAGAACCAAAGACCUACACUGUCGGCCAUGGAAGAUUCACCAAAGUCCGAGGGCAUCACAUAUGCCGGCCAGGACUCUCUUCCCAAGUUACCCAUUCCUGAUCUGGAACACACGUGCGAGAAAUAUCUUGCCGCACUUAAGCCCCUCCAAGGCGCGAGGGAGCACGCCGAGACCAAACAUGCCGUCCAAGAGUUCCUAAAGCACGAUGGGCCCGGCUUGCAGGAGAAGCUGCAGAAGUAUGCCGUCGGCAAGACAAGCUAUAUAGAGCAAUUCUGGUACGACUCGUACCUCAAUUUCGACAACCCGGUCGUUUUGAACUUGAACCCCUUCUUCCUUUUGGAGGAUGAUCCGACACCAGCACGAAAUAACCAAGUCACACGGGCCGCAUCCCUUGUUGUAUCAGCAUUGGAAUUCGUGAGAGCAGUUCGAUUAGAAGAAUUACCACCAGACACUCUCAGAGGGAAACCACUUGAUAUGUACCAAUAUUCGAGACUCUUUGGAACAUCAAGAGUGCCGACAGAACACGGUUGCCAGAUUGAGCAAGACACGGACUCGAAACAUCUAGUUGUUCUUUGCCAUGGUCAAUUCUACUGGUUCGAUGUGCUGGACGACCAGAAUGACCUCAUCAUGACUGAAAAAGAUUUGAGCAUCAACCUUCAGACCAUUAUUGAUGACGCCGCACAAACACCCAUCCAAGAUGCUGCGAAAGGCGCCUUGGGCAUUUUGAGUACCGAAAACCGAAAGAUCUGGUCUGGGCUGAGAGAUACUCUUACUCGAGAAGAGGGAUCCAAUAACGCAGACUGCUUGGGGAUUGUUGACUCGGCCUUGUUUAUGAUUUGUCUCGAUUACACGGAGCCCGACACAGCGGCCAAACUCUGCCAGAAUAUGCUAUGCGGAACCAGUCAGGUGGAAAAGGGCGUUCAGAUCGGCACCUGCAUCAACAGGUGGUACGACAAGCUGCAGAUCAUCGUUUGCAAGAACGGGAGCGCUGGCAUCAAUUUCGAACAUACUGGCGUUGACGGCCACACUGUGCUACGAUUUGCCAGCGACGUAUAUACAGAUACCAUCUUGCGUUUUGCAAGGACUAUCAAUGGCAAAGCACCAAGUUUGUGGAAGACGACCAGUCCAGACCCUUCCAAGCGAGACCCUGAAAGCUUUGGAGAUGUCAACACCACGCCCCACAAGCUCGAAUGGGACAUGCUCCCAGAACUCAGCAUUGCAGUGCGGUUUGCCGAGACGAGGUUAGCGGAUCUCAUCGUACAAAACGAGUUUGAGUGCCUGGACUUUAGCGGAUAUGGCAAGAACUUCAUCACAUCCAUGGGAUUCUCACCUGAUGCCUUUGUCCAAAUGGCCUUCCAGGCUGCCUACUAUGGCCUUUACGGACGAGUCGAGUGUACUUAUGAGCCCUCCAUGACCAAGAUGUUCCUCCACGGGCGUACCGAAGCCAUUCGAUCAGUGACGGAAGAUUCUGUCAACUUUGUACAAACAUUUUGGGCAGAUCAUCCUGCCGAGGUAAAGGUGGAAGCCCUGCGCAAGGCCACCCAAAAGCAUGUUGAGAACACCAAGGACUGUGCUAUGGCCAAGGGCUGCGACAGACAUCUUUAUGCACUAUUUUGUGUCUGGCAAAAGUAUAUCGACGAGCAGAAUGGUGGGCCGUUCAGCGACUACUCCAGUCAGAUAGACUCGGGAUCAGACAGAGACUGGUCCUCUCCCGUGGGAAGCCCGGGCAACGAGUCUGUGCUAUCCGCGGAAGACGAUACAAGAACCAGGAAUCGCGGUGAUAGCACAGGCUCGAGAUCGCGAGACCAUCCAGUGCCUUCUCUCUUUACAGACCCGGGUUGGGACAAGCUUAACACGACGAUUCUUUCAACUUCCAACUGCGGCAACCCAUCCCUGCGGCACUUUGGCUUUGGACCCACGUCUGGAGACGGCUUCGGCAUUGGCUACAUCAUCAAGGACGACGGUAUCUCCAUUUCGGUGGCGAGCAAGCACCGGCAGACCAAGCGCUUUGUCGACGCCCUCGAGAGCUACCUGCUCGAGAUCCGCCGCGUGCUGCGCAUCACCAACCGCCGCGCUACCUCGACCAAGCAGACGCGCGCCCGCGAGAUUGACCAUGCCAAGGUAAAGACGGGUAGCCGCCUCAAGGCCCGUGGCCGCAUGAUUACGGGCACCGAGGCCAUUCGCCGCGAGGCUCGGUCUGCGGCUGGCACGCGGUCGCCUACUGAGGAUAGUAUGGCCACGAGUGAGGAUGACGAGCUUGGGGGCUAUGGUUUCUUUGAUGCAGGCAUGUUGUUACAAGCCCUCAAGGCCCGAGGCGAGGCUCUAGACAAUGGGGAGGUAAAGGCCUCUGAAAAGGCCCGGCGGCGGGAUGUAGGCAAGAAGUUGAGACUGGUAGAAUAUUAG
Pestalotiopsis fici W106-1 is the source of this 2532-nucleotide messenger RNA. RefSeq lists its product as uncharacterized. Gene Ontology annotation, biological process: carnitine metabolic process. NCBI's taxonomy places the organism in Eukaryota, Fungi, Ascomycota, Sordariomycetes, Amphisphaeriales, Sporocadaceae. Gene Ontology annotation, molecular function: carnitine O-acetyltransferase activity. Bases 1 to 2532 code for a protein of 843 amino acids. Gene Ontology annotation, cellular component: mitochondrion. The record is from RefSeq and is a predicted model, not a curated record. The transcript is spliced from 3 exons.